UGUGUAAAAGAUGAUGCCCUUUCCUGCUUGAGGUGACCAGUUCUUCACUGUGAAUUGUAAAAGAAUGUGGAGAGGCUCAAGCCUCUGCUGUCUCUUGGCAGUAGCACAUCUGUAUUUCCUGAGGUCGGUCCACAGUCAAGAGAAAGAGGUGCUUGGAGCGGCAUAUGUUCCCGUCACUCCACAUAUUGAUCACUUGACUGCGAACUCUUCAACCCGCACGUUGAAUCUGGAGUGGAAUGAUGGCGGCUCAGCUGUCCCAGUUGACGUGGAAAUUCAGAAUGUUACCUGGGAAAUUCAGAUUUUGCGCAAAGAUCCCAUGGAGACUGUGGCGCUGGAAACCUAUCAUUCAAAAUUAACUGCUAAUAAAAUGACCAUCCUCCACUGGAGCUGGACAUCAGACAUACCUUUGGAAUGCACCACUCAUUAUGUCCAGAUUCGCUGCUACCAUCACUUGAAAGACUUUCCAGGGACCACAUCAUGGAGUGAGUGGAGUUCGCUUGCCAAGAUACCAGGGCAAGAUACGGGCUCUGUGCUUAAAGUGUUUCCUGUGGACGAAGUGGUACAAGUAGGUUCCAACCUGACUUUCUGCUGCGUGUGGAAGACAGGACAGCAAUUCGACAGCAUGGGGUAUGGCUCUUAUCCACCUGGCCAGAGCCCAGAGCCUGUCCAUCUCUCCAACUGGAGUGUUGUGAUCUAUGUGCCCAAUGUUAACAAGAGCAUCACAUCUGGGGAUAAUGCAUGGUGUAGCAUAAAUCCCAUUGAUGUCACUGGAACCACCGUCUUUAUAGGCUACCCCCCUGAUAUUCCACAAAGCCUAACCUGUGAAACAUCAGAUUUUAAGGAAAUCACUUGUGAAUGGAAAGGAGGAAGGCCAACUAAUUUGUAUAGCCCUCAGCGAAGAACGAACUAUACUUUAUUUGAAAGUAUAUCUGGGAAAAACGUUACAUAUAACGAAAAAGAAAAUCCUGAAUAUUAUCGCUGCAAUUUUUCCGUUCUUGACAAUCAGAGAAUAUAUAACUUUACAGUCCAUGGCGUCAAUCCCCUGGGUCAAUCAGAAGCCUCUAUUUCAAUUGAUAUAAAUUAUAGAGUUCAUCUACAGACCCCUACAGCUUUAACUGUGAUUAACAAUAACCCAACUCAUGUCACACUGUCUUGGCGUCUGUCUGGCAACUUGAAACCCAUUAUGCUUCGGUGUCUGGUUCGCAUUAACAGUAGCGGAACUACAGAAGGUUUGCGAAAUGUUCAGCUGAACGGUACCGAAAGUUCGGAUUACUCGGUCUCUGUGGACAAAUUGCGUCCGUACACAAAGUAUGUCUUCCAAGUUCGUUGUUCAGCUGCUGAGCCCUUCUUCUGGAAGUGGAGCAGAUGGAGCGAGAGUAAACACUACACAACUCUGGAAGCCCCUCCGGCGAAAGGACCAGAUGUUUGGCGGGAGAGGAGUCCUGAUGGAGAAACUGUAAACAUCUUUUGGAAGCCGCUGCCCCUUUCUGAAACAAACGGAUUGAUACAGAAUUAUGAAGUGUGUUGGACUGAACAAGAUAAAGGCAAGGUCACUCAGAAGGUUCCUGCACACAACAACAGCAUUGCAAUAAAACUUGGGGGGAAAGAUUAUGAAUUUCGUGUCGUGGCAGAGAACAAAGCGGGCUCCUCUCCUCCUUCUCUCAUAAAGAGUGCAGAAGUUCUCACUGAUAGUCCCAUGACAGAAGAAGGUUUUGCAACAGGAGAUGGCGUUUCCAUCGCUUGGCACAAUGAUUCUGAAGUCACCUGUGGCUACACAGUCAGAUGGUGUGCCCCCGGGCCUGGACCCUGUGUUGUAGAUUGGGAAACAUUUCCUUCCAAUGUGACACACGCUGUGAUCAAAUCUGCUCUUUUCGAGCCGGGAGUGAGAUACAGUUUUACUGUCCUUGGCUGCAAAGACAAUGGAUAUCAGCUAAUGAAAUACAUAGAUGGCUACACAAAAGAAUUGAGUCCAAGAAUAGCACCCAAGGUGUUGGUGAAAGAUACCACUUCAGAUUCCAUCACGAUAACGUGGGAGAUGUUUCCUGUCAAUGAGAGUGGCGGUUUCUUAAAAGGCUACUUGCUUCAGUUUGCCAAAGGGGAGGAAGGCAGAAUAAAGCCCCGGGGGUUUGAAACAGGUCAUCCAGAGUUGUUUAACAUUACGAAGCCUACGCAAACAAAACUCAAAAUAUCGAACCUUCAAGGGAAAACUAGCUACCACCUGAAUUUAAGUGCCUACACUGCUGGAGGAAUUGGACCUGGGGUUAGCUUGUACGUGGUCACGAAGGAAAAUGCGGUGGGAUUAAUCAUUGCCAUCAUUAUCCCCGUGGCUAUUGUUGUGGUGCUCGCAUUGGUGACCAGCCUCCUUUGCUACCGGAAGAGGGAAUGGAUUAAAGAAACCUUCUAUCCUCCCAUUCCAAACCCCGUGAACUGUAAAGCUUUGGAGUUCCAGAAGGGUCCAUGUGAGGGGAAGGCUAACCUUAAAACCUUGGAGAUGAAUCCAUGUACCCCCAACAACAUUGAAGUGGUUGAAACACAGUACCCGUGCCUGAAGGUGGAGGACACUGCGAUUACGUCACCCAUGGCAGAUGAGCUUCCAGAAGACGGGUUUGACUCUGAGACAGAGAGCCAUAUUGUUGUCUCCUAUUGUCCGCCGAUCAUAGAAGAGGAGAUUUCCAACCCGCCAGGAGACGAAUCCGCAGCGUCUUCCCAGGUCGUUUAUAUUGACAUCCAGUCUGUGUAUCCUCCUCAAGUAAAACUGAAGGAAGAACCAGAGGCGGACUAUGUCGCUGCUGCAGGCUAUAAGCCCCAAAUGCAACUGCCUAUAAAUAGCUUACUAAAAAUAGAGGAGAUGUCAUCUGCAGAAGAAGAUGUGGACAAGGCUGCAGGUUAUAGACCUCAAGUGAAUCCACCCACCUGGAACACGGGCUGCCCAGAUUCUCCUGGAUCCAUUGAGAGCAACAAAGAAAAUGCCUCGUUUGGGAGCCCUUGUUCAAUUAAUUCUCGACAGUUUUUGAUCCCGCCCAAAGAGGACGAAGAAUCCCCCAAAGUCAUUAACACAGGGUGGUCCUUCGCAAAUUUCUUUCACAACAAACCAAAUGAUUCGCCCUAG
This is a messenger RNA of Euleptes europaea (tarantolino), 3109 nucleotides long. RefSeq names its product LIF receptor subunit alpha (gene LIFR). Gene Ontology annotation, molecular function: protein binding; cytokine receptor activity. Lineage: Eukaryota; Metazoa; Chordata; Lepidosauria; Squamata; Sphaerodactylidae. The record is from RefSeq and is a predicted model, not a curated record. The transcript has 18 exons. Gene Ontology annotation, biological process: cytokine-mediated signaling pathway. The coding region runs from base 65 to 3109 and encodes 1014 amino acids. Gene Ontology annotation, cellular component: external side of plasma membrane; membrane.